AUGUCUCAAAUUGUUUCGAGUCAGCCUAUGGGACCAGGAGAUUCGCUCGAUGAUAUUAUACGCAAUAAUCAGACUGAGAUGAAUCGUCGCAAAAGUAUAUCGCAGGCAUAUAGAAGCCCCUCAUUGGAAACUCGGAGUCCUAGACGGAUACCGUCCAUUGGCGCGUCUGGGGAUGUAAUGGCCUUUGACUCAAACAACCCGGAUCUAAGCACUUUUCAGUUUACCCAGCCAGUCGGGCAGUCUUUUUCGAACCUUCACUCAAAUUUUGAUAUUACAGAUCAGAUAGGGAAUUUUAUCUCCGAUGCUGCAGACUUUUCUGGAAUUUCUCCUGGGUUGAUGGGGUCGAUGCACCCAUCUACCUUUAGUAACAUUGAUAUGAGCCAGCUCUCGACAGAGGCUCCUCUAUCAUUGUUCCCUUCUCCUCCAGUUUCCCGUCCAGGAGGUAAUAUCGAUAGUCCAAUGACCGGGGGAGGCUUCAAUACAGGACACAUGACUGGUAUUGAUGCGACGUAUUCGGCGGAAUCGGCUACGAACAAUACUUCUAUUAACGCUUCCGCGAAUACCGUUGGUAAAUCCGUGGACGAUCGGUCAGAGAGCAUGUUGCAUUUGUCGACGUCGCAGACUAAUGCGGUCAACCUUGCCACUGCUCGCACAUCGGACGGAAUGGCCGUGACUAAUGGGUCCAACGCAUUUGGGCAAACCUUACCGCCUGCUAUGUCAAGGCAUGUAUCUUCAUCUGAAUCUGCAAUAUCUCCACAGCAUGGCGCAUCAUCAAUAAGCGCCACUCAGCCGAGCUCAACUUCUGGACCGACGACACCUAUCAAUACAGCAGCGCCGAGAGAGACAAAAGAAAAGAUGAUUUAUUCUAAGAGCGGAUUUGACAUGCUAAAGGCUCUAUGGUUGGUGGCGACCAGGAAAAACCCAAGAAUCCAUUUAGGGGCUGUCGACAUGUCGUGUGCUUUUGUUGUGUGCGAUAUCAUGAUGAACGAUUGCCCAAUUGUCUACGUCUCUGACAAUUUUCAAAACCUCACCGGUUAUAGCCGUCAUGAUAUCGUGGGCAAGAACUGCCGAUUUCUGCAAGCACCAGAUGGCAAGGUUGAAGCCGGGUCCAAACGAGAGUUUGUCGACGACGGGGCCGUAUACACUCUAAAACAAAUGAUCCAAGAGGGUCGAGAAGUGCAGCAGAGUUUAAUUAACUACCGAAAGGGCGGAAAACCGUUCUUGAAUUUGCUUACCAUGAUACCAAUCCCUUGGGACACGGACGAAAUUCGGUAUUUUAUCGGCUUCCAGAUUGACCUGGUUGAAUGCCCAGACGCAAUUUCUGGGCAAGAGGUAGGCGGGGUGAAAGUGAACUACAAACACAGCGACAUUGGCCAGUAUAUCUGGAACCCACCAGCUUCAAGCCAGUGGGAACCGGAAAACGGCCAAACCCUGGGCGUUGAUGACGUAUCCACUCUUUUGCAACAUUGCAGCCCGAAAGGGUUGGUAUCUGACUGGCAUAAGCAGUCUUGGGACAAGAUGCUUUUGGAAAACACCGACGAUGUCGUUCAUGUUCUAUCUUUGAAGGGGCUUUUCCUGUAUCUCUCUCCUUCUUCGAAGCGAGUUCUGGAAUACGAUACUGUCGAUCUUGUCGGCAACUCCUUGUCGUCUGUUUGCCAUCCCUCUGACAUCGUCCCUGUUACGCGGGAGCUGAAAGAUGCUACAGCUGGAAAUCAAGUCAACAUUGUGUUCAGGAUCCGGCGCAAGCAAAGUGGUUAUACUUGGUUUGAAAGCCACGGCUCUCUGUUUGUUGAACAAGGCAAAGGCCGGAAAUGUAUUAUUUUGGUCGGCCGCAAACGACCUGUGUUCGCACUAAGCCGCAAAAUUCUGGAGACGAAUGGAGGGAUCGGUGAUACUGAAAUAUGGACGAAGUUGUCAACAUCCGGAAUGUUUUUGUUUGUUUCAUCCAAUGUCAGAUCAUUGCUUGAUCUUCAGCCUGAAUUGUUGGUUGGUACAAGCAUCCAGGAUCUGAUGCGCAAGGAAUCACGACCCGAAUUUGGCCGCUCAAUCGAGCAAGCGAGGAGAGGGAAGAUUGUUGCAUGUAAACACGAAGUCCAGAAUCGGCGUGGUCAAGGUCUACAGGCCCAGACCACAUUGUAUCCGGGAGACGCUUCGGACGGCCAGAAGCCAUCUUUCCUACUCGCACAGACAAAAUUGCUGAAAGCUUCAUCAAGAACUAAUGUCCCAGCAUCAACACAAGCUAUCAAUAAGACAAACUCUUCAACGCGUUUAAACGCUCCUGCUCCCACAAAGACGGGAAGUGGUAAUGUUUCACAGCCAGUCGGUGGAGUCUUACCUCGCAACACCCAAGAUAUCAUAGCAGCUGAGGACAACAUUUUCGAUGAACUCCGGACAACGAAAUGCUCCAGCUGGCAAUUUGAGCUGAGGCAGAUGGAAAAGGUGAACAGAAUUCUAGCUGAAGAGCUUGGGGGGCUUUUAUCGAACAAGAAGAAGAGGAAGCGGAGAAAAGGUGUCGGAAACAUGGUCAGAGAUUGUGCCAAUUGCCAUACUCGCAACACGCCAGAGUGGAGGCGGGGGCCUAGUGGUCAAAGAGACCUUUGCAACAGCUGUGGACUUCGCUGGGCAAAACAGACCGGACGUGUAUCACCGCGCAACUCUUCUCGAGGUGGUAAUGGCAAUGGGGAUAAUCAGAGCAAGAAAUCAGAGUCUCCCAUCCAUUCGUCACCGUUGCAUAAGGAGUACUCAGAAACAUCGAAUCCACGUGCCACGGUUGAAUCCGAAACGCACGGAGGCGACAGAGUCAGCGUCUCUCAGGCUGCGAAUCAACUCACUACUAUUGCGCAGCAAAACUCUUCGCUGCAGAACUCAACGACAGCAAUGCCGCCCCCAAGCCAGCCUUCACUUUGCGGAGGGGCAGCAGGCUCCACCAUGACUUCAAUACGAGAAGAGCGGGAAACUAGUCAACCAUGA
Molecule: messenger RNA, 2970 nt
Organism: Ustilaginoidea virens
Lineage: Eukaryota; Fungi; Ascomycota; Sordariomycetes; Hypocreales; Clavicipitaceae
Exons: 2
Coding region: 1-2970 (989 amino acids)
Biological process (GO): regulation of DNA-templated transcription
Cellular component (GO): nucleus
Molecular function (GO): protein binding; zinc ion binding; sequence-specific DNA binding
Source: RefSeq, a predicted model, not a curated record